GGGAACGGAGGAGAGGGAUUUGUUUUGAUUUUUAGCGCCAUCUCUGCAAAAAAGCAAUAGCCUAUAGUGAAACGUAACGUACACAACAGCCCAGCGGGCUCGCAUAGUGAUUUAGUUGUCUAUUACCCUUCUCCCGCGAACAAUGGCGUCAAAUUCUCGGGGUGAUGGAGGUGGUAUAAAAAUCUGUUGUUCUGCGCAUCCUGACGCUCCAUUAAUUGAAGACUAUCGAGCGGGCGAUCAGAUUUGUUCAGAAUGUGGACUUGUUGUUGGUGACAGGGUAAUCGAUGUUGGUUCUGAGUGGCGAACUUUCAGUAAUGAAAAAGCUAAUGCAGAUCCUUCUCGUGUUGGUGGGGCUGAAAAUGCUCUGCUAAAUGGAACAGAUCUCUCAACUAUGAUUGGUCCUGGUACUGGCACUGCUUCAUUUGAUGAGCAUGGUGUUGCAAAGUAUCAAAACAGACGGACAAUGAGCAGCUCUGAUCGUGCCCUUGUGAAUGCCUUCAAAGAAAUCAGCAACAUGGCAGACAGGAUCAACCUACCUAGGACUAUUGUUGACAGAGCCAACAAUCUGUUCAAGCAGGUCCAUGAUGGCAAAAAUUUGAAAGGACGUAGCAAUGAUGCCAUUGCCUCUGCAUGCUUAUAUAUUUCAUGCAGGCAAGAAGGUGUCCCGCGAACAUUCAAAGAAAUUUGCGCCGUCAGUAAGAUCAGCAAGAAAGAGAUUGGAAGAUGUUUCAAACUGAUUCUCAAAGCACUUGAAACUUCAGUCGACAUCAUCACCACCGCCGAUUUUAUGUCCCGCUUCUGCUCGAACCUGGGAUUACCGACGAUGGUACAGCGAGCGGCAUCGCAUAUCGCUCGUAAAGCAGUUGAGCUUGAUAUCGUCCCUGGUCGUUCACCGAUCUCAGUAGCCGCUGCGGCCAUUUAUAUGGCUUCACAGGCGUCAGACGAAAAAUCUAAAAAGACGCAGAAAGAGAUAGGUGACAUAGCAGGCGUGGCUGACGUCACAAUCCGCCAGUCAUAUAAACUGAUGUACCCACGUGCCGCAGAGCUCUUUCCUGAAGAUUUCAGAUUUACUACACCCAUUGAGCAACUCCCUCAACUUUAAAAGAACCACAUCAUUUAUUGUGAUUACUACUGGACUCCCGAAAAUUUAUCUUUCUUCCCACCCUUCUCAUACACACACACACACACUUAUACACUUAAUUCGCCUCGUUUUCGGUCCAAUACCCCAUCCAUUUUCAACUAGAUUGUAUUGUUGUAUGACACGAGCAAUGUCUUCAUCCGUAAAAAUUCCGCGAAACAACGUUUUGAAGAGUUGAUUUUCAUUUGGUUCAAAUUUUUACAUUUGGGGCACGGUGUAGCACUACGGGAGAGAGAGUGAACAACAAACAAAAAAAAAGAAAUCUUAACUGUGACUAUAGACAAGAUUUAGGUAUUGCUUUGGAGAAGUGCAAAUGUUUAGCUUUUUGCGAUCGUCGGCUUUGGGCAGUGCCGACGAUUUUUCUUUCUUUUUGCUUUUCUCCGCCGAAUAUCUACUAUUCCAAUCUGUAGGCACCGCUUGUCAGCGAUGUUGACCAGCCUUUCCCGUCGUUGAGUGGUUUUAAAAUCCUGCUGUAGUUUUGAAAAUUGUAUCAAUUCAUCUUUUGUGGUGGUUGAAACGUUCUGUGUAUCGCUGUGCACCGUUGGAAGUACACGAUUCCUUAUUUUCA
Molecule: messenger RNA, 1706 nt
Organism: Daphnia magna
Lineage: Eukaryota; Metazoa; Arthropoda; Branchiopoda; Diplostraca; Daphniidae
Gene: TfIIB
Product: transcription initiation factor IIB
Exons: 6
Coding region: 143-1102 (319 amino acids)
Biological process (GO): transcription initiation at RNA polymerase II promoter; transcription preinitiation complex assembly
Cellular component (GO): nucleus; transcription preinitiation complex
Molecular function (GO): RNA polymerase II general transcription initiation factor activity; TBP-class protein binding
Source: RefSeq, a predicted model, not a curated record